AUGAAGCAUAUAAAAGUGUUGCUCCAGAAAUUACAAAUUCACAGAGAAAAAGAAUUUGAAAAAGAUGUUAACCUAUUAUUUGAUAUGAAGAAAUAUAUAGAUUGUUUAACCACUAAAAUUCAAAAUAAUAAUAAUGAUAGUUGUAGUAUAAAUAAUAAUAAUAAUAAUAGUUAUAGUAGUAGUAAUAAAUGUAAUUCUGAGGAUAUGUCUAAAGAUUUCAUAAAUGCAAACCAAGAUAAUUUUUUGAAGAAGAAAAUUGAUUAUAAUAGUCCUAUUGAAUAUAUAGAAAAAUUAUAUAAAGAAAUUAAAGGUAGAACUCCUUUUGAAUAUGGUUAUUAUAAAAAUAUACUAAAUAAUUAUGAACAUAAUGAUUAUUAUAAUAAUAUAACAAACAAUAUAAAUGAUAUAAAUGAUAUAAAUGAUAUAAAUGAUAUAAAUAAUAUAAAUAAUAAUAAUAAUAAUGAUAAUAUAUUUCAUAAUAAUAUAAAAGAAAAAUGUGAAAAAUUAAUGAUUUUUUUUCAUAUGUAUUUAAUUAGAAAAUAUUGCGAAAAGAACUAUUAUGAAUGCCUACAUAAUAGAUUUAUACGUUCAUUAACUUAUAAUUAUUUAGAUAAAGAAAAUUUUUAUAAAUUUAUUGAUUCAGAUUUAUAUUUCUUAUUAUAUAGUUAUAUGCAUACAUUUGCAUACAUAUUAUUAAAAACUGAAAAACACAAUAUGUAUCUUAUGAAAUUAUGUAGUGAUAUAAUAUCAAAAACAUGUGAAGAAUUAAAUACACUAAGAAAAGAAGGAAGAGAUAAAAAAUGUAAUACAUAUUUAUAUGAUCAAGAAAAUCAGUUCACAUACAAUAAUAGUUUAAUUACAUAUGUUCAUUUUAUUUUAGAAUAUCUAAGUAAAAAUAAAAAUUAUAAUUCUUUAAAUAUAUUGUAUGGUAUAUAUUCAUGUGUCUAUGUUUUUUCAAAUAUAUAUUAUAGUUGCUCUUUAUCAUAUAAUAGCAAGAAAGUAGAACAGUAUAUGUUAAGAGAAAAUAUUAAAAGAAAGGAAAAAACGAUUCACUGUGAUCAUGUGAUGAAUUCUAAUCAAUAUGGAAGUGAUACAAAUGGUAUGACUACACAACCAAAAAAUGAUAGUUCCAGUGAUAAAUUUAGUGUUAUUCCAUCAGAUAGUAAUAAUAAUAAGAAGAAUAAUUAUGUGGAGGGGGAGGAUGAUACUUUUAGAUUAUAUUACAAAUAUAUAAACAAAUAUGCAAAUAAAGAAUACAUGAAACUGAAUGAAUUAUUAUUAUACUAUAUAUCUAAAGAAAAAGUCAUGGCACUUCUUAGAGAUAACAUUAAUUAUAAUGAUAUGAUAAAAGAUUUGAAUAUUGUUAGGUAUGCUACUUAUUUAGAGAUAUAUUUUUUUAAAGAAAUUCUUAGAAAUAAUAUAAAUAAAGAACAGCAUAGUGAUAUAUUAUUUAAAGAUAUAAGAAUGAAUAUAUUUAAAAGUAUAUGCAAUAAUUCUGAAAAAUCACCUUUGUAUAUAGAAUUAAAUGAUGAAGAUAAAAAGGAAUGUUAUCAAAUUAUAAAAACAAAAUGGUUAAAUGAAAAUAAAAGUAAAUGUAUAUAUCAAAAUUUGGUUGAUAAAAAUAUAGAAACACAAGAUCAUAUGAAUAAAUCACAGAAAAAAGGAGGUGUCUGUCCCUUUGCUCAUAGUAUGAAUAAUGAAAAGAAAGAAAAUAACAAUGAUAAUAAUACAGCAUCUGUAAAUUAUCAUAAUUAUCACAAUUAUCACAAUUAUCACAAUUAUCAUAAUUAUCAUAAUUAUCAUAACACUUAUGAGAUGAGUAUUUGUCCAAGGAAGAAUAAGAAUUCUUUUAUUCAUCCACAAUAUGAACACCUUUUUUUUGAAAAGACCCAAUAUAACAUAGAUGAUGCAUUUUUUAAAAAAUCUAUUAAUACUACAAAUACAUUAGAAGGAUAUGAAAAUAAAAAUAUAACAACUAAUAAUUAUAAAAACAAAUAUAGUAGUGGUUGUCAUGGAAAUGUGUAUAAUGUUAAUUACAAUUUGAGUGACGAGGAAAAAGAAAAAAAAAAAAAUUUUUUAAAUCUUUUAAAUAAUAAUGAUAAUAUGAUAAAUGAUAAUAUAAAUAAUUUAAAAUGUAUAGAUGAAUUUUAUCAUAUAUCUAUCGAUUUUGAUAAAACUAUUAUCAAAAAAGAUUCAUAUUCUUUUUUUUUUAAAUUAUUAGGAAAAUAUUAUAAUAUAAAGAAACCAAAAGAUGUUGAAUUAAGCCAAGAAGAAAUAAAUUUUUUUGAAAAUAUUAAUAUUGAAAAUAUGCAUAAAGAAAAAAAGAAAGAUUACACAAAUGAAGAAAGAAUAAAAUAUCUUUAUAAAAUAUGUAAAUGGUAUUUUAUAAGAGAAAAUGAAUUAUUCGAAGAAUUACAAGCAAAACAAGAUAUAUCUGAAGUAAAUAGUGAUUCUUAUUAUUAUUAUUUAAAAAAAUUUGAUAAAGUAAAUAUUAUACAUUCAGCACUUAUUUCUUAUUAUGAUAUAUUAAAAGAUGUAGAUAUAAAUACUAUUAAUUGUUUAAUAUAUGAUUAUUAUGAAAACUUCCAGUUGAAUGAAUAUUUCCUUGAUGUAUUCCUUAGAUUUAUACAAUAUAAACAACAGAAUAAUAAUAACUUUUAUUUUGAUGUAAUUACUUUAAAUUUUAAGAAGCAAAUUGUUCUAUAUACCCUUCAAAAUAAUAUAAUGAAAUUAGAAAAUGAGAACGAUCUUAAUGUAAACACAAGUAUAUGUAAUGAUAAUAAUAAUGAUGAUAUUAAUAAUAAUAAUAAUAAUAAGGAUAACCAUUAUGAUAAGGUGAAACAUAAAUAUUAUCAAACCUUUAAAAAAUAUUUCAAUGUUUAUUAUUCAAAAAUGUAUUCAUAUGAUAAAGUGAAGAAAGUAUAUACAGGUGGAUUUAAAUAUGAUAUGCUUAAAAUAAAACAUAAAAAUUAUAAUUGUUCAUCUGAUAUAAUUGAUUAUGUAACAAUAUUAUCAUUAUUUGAUAAAACAGUAAUUAGGAAAAAGGUUAGUAAAGUAAUAAAAAAUACAAAUCAUAAAUUAUCAUGUUUUAUAGGAGAUAGCAUAAUAGAUUUAGAUGCAAUGUUAAGUACAGAUAUACCUAUACUCCUAGGAUCAAAUAAAUUAGUUUUAACUUUUUGUCAAAAACAUAAUAUAAUAAUAAAACCGUUAAUAUUUGCAGCAGCCAAAAUUGAGUACCUCAAAAUGAAAAGAAAUCAAACAGAAAGCAAAAAUAAUACCAACGAUGAAGGAACUGAAAAUAUAAAUAAUAAUGAACAGAAUAAAUUCAAGUCCAUUACUGACGAGCGUGAAAAAGAAUUAAAUGAAAUUUAUGAUGAAAAUAAAAAAGUUAUUUAUGCAACGGAGAGUUGGCUGGAAAUAGGUACCUUCUUUUUUGGAACGAUGUAA
Molecule: messenger RNA, 3447 nt
Organism: Plasmodium adleri (nom. inval.)
Lineage: Eukaryota; Apicomplexa; Aconoidasida; Haemosporida; Plasmodiidae
Product: conserved Plasmodium protein, unknown function
Exons: 1
Coding region: 1-3447 (1148 amino acids)
Source: RefSeq, a predicted model, not a curated record